Messenger RNA from Suricata suricatta (meerkat), 1335 nucleotides. Its product is annotated as zinc finger protein 705A-like. Lineage: Eukaryota; Metazoa; Chordata; Mammalia; Carnivora; Herpestidae. Gene Ontology annotation, biological process: negative regulation of transcription by RNA polymerase II. The transcript has 5 exons. Bases 1 to 1335 code for a protein of 444 amino acids. Gene Ontology annotation, molecular function: DNA-binding transcription repressor activity, RNA polymerase II-specific. The record is from RefSeq and is a predicted model, not a curated record.
AUGGGCUCCUACACCUGCUUGCAGCAGAAUGGACAACAGAUUUCAGAAGUUUGGCCCCCGUUGCAAGCAGGCAGGACUACAUGUUCACACCAGCACAAAAAAGAAUCAGUGACGUUUGAAGAUAUAGUUGUAGACUUCACCAAGGAAGAGUGGGCCCUGCUGGACACGUCCCAGCGAAAGCUGUGCAGAGAUGUGAUGCUUGAAAGUAUCAAUCAUCUGAUCUUUCUGGGGAAGAAUAGCUACAAAAGACCCUUCUGGUUGGAGCAACAAGGGGAGCUGUGGACUGAAAAAACUGGAUUUCUUCAAGAGCAGAGUCCAGGCAUGAAAAGUCUCUGCAAUAAACAAGAAAUGAUAUUACCACGACAUGUCAACAAAAAGGGCAUAGCCCUGACCUCACUCAAGGCAAGUUUCAUGGAUGUAGCCCCUAGACAUCCAAAUAAAACCCUGAUGCAUGAAUCCCUUGCUCCAGAGGGUCCUAUUGAAUGUACUGAUUUGGGUGAUGUGUUUACUCAGAGAUCUACAUUGACUCAACAUUUGUUAAUUCACCUCAGGAAGAAACGUUACAUCAGCAAACAGUGUAGAAAACCACUUCGUGAACAACCAUGCAUUUCUCGACACAGCCGAGUUCACACAAGAGGCAAGUUGUAUACAUGUCAUGUGUGUGGGAAAGCCUUUAGUAAUUGCUUUAGCCUUAGGAGACAUGAGAUGGUUCACACUGGAGAGAAGCCAUUUAAAUGCCACCUGUGUGGGAAAGGCUUUGUACAAAGCUCUGAUCUUAGAAACCACAGUCAAACACACACAGGAGAGAAACCAUAUAAAUGCCAUGUGUGUGGGAAAGUGUUUUGGCAGAAUUCUUACCUGAGACAGCAUGAGAAAAUUCACACCAGAAAAAAAACAUAUGAAUGCCAUCAGUGUAAGAAGGCUUUCAGUCACAGAUCCUACCUCAGAAAACACGAGAGCAUUCAUUCUGGAGAGAAAUGUUACCAAAGUCAUGAAUGUAAGAAAACAUUUAGUCAGAGCUCUGGCCUUAGCCAGCACAAGAGAAUCCACACUGGAGAUAAACCUCAUGUGUGUCUUCUGUGUGGGAAAGCCUUCAGUCAAAGUUCUGAACUCAGAUGGCACGAGAGAACACACACAGGGGAGAAGCCAUAUGAAUGCCACCAGUGUGGGAAUGCCUUCAGUCAAUAUUCUAAUCUUAAACGACACGAGAGAACGCACACUGGAGAGCAACGUUAUGCAUGUCAGUUGUGUGGGAAAGCCUUUAGCCAUUAUUAUUCCCUUAGACGACAUGAGGGAACCCAACACCUGAGAGAAAAUCGUGAGUGCCCUCAGUGA